Messenger RNA from Cladophialophora bantiana CBS 173.52, 1077 nucleotides. RefSeq lists its product as uncharacterized. The record is from RefSeq and is a predicted model, not a curated record. The transcript has 2 exons. NCBI's taxonomy places the organism in Eukaryota, Fungi, Ascomycota, Eurotiomycetes, Chaetothyriales, Herpotrichiellaceae. The coding region runs from base 1 to 1077 and encodes 358 amino acids.
AUGGCGGUCAAGACGCAACUUAUUUGUCCGUCUGGCCCGCAAAUCGCCGUGGAUGGCGGCAACUACCAGUGGGAGAGCAUAGAAAUGAUCCUCAAAGUUGCAACAUCCCACCGCGAUUCGUUAGAGCGGUCCUAUGAAUCUAGCAUUCAGAUCGUUCACCGUGAGACGGGAGGAUUCCCAUUCAUCUACUUCCUCCGGAAUGACGUUCAGAACGCUCUGAUACAGCGGAUAGCAACUGACAUUUGCAGUGGUCGAACACCAUUGUUGAAUGUUGAGAGUUUCUUGACAUGUGAGAAGCAGGCAAUCAAGGUAUUCAUUACAGAGGCGAGACCGCAAGAGACUGUUAUAACAUGUAUCUCGGACAUUCACAAAAGCAGUCAAGCCGAUGGUUAUGUCAUCUAUCUUCUUCGGGCCCUCCUUGUUUAUCGAAUACUCAUCCUAACAUUAAGCAGACGAUGGAACGUCCAAUAUUGUCUCCAUCAUCCUCUUCGAGACCCGGUGGCUGUACCAUAUCUGGCCAAAAGCAUUCCGUCACGUCUUGCAGAAUGGGGUUACGUUGAUGUGUCGUUGCUAUUCACUUGUCUGUCUUUUUACUAUCAAGGAUUGUCUCCGCAGCAAUUGAAACAGAGUCUGGAGCAGGAUGAUCUGAAAGGACUGUCGCACACCAAUUCCGAAGUGCUGACUUAUCUGUUGCAAGAUCCGAACCGAGAAUACAGCCUUGCGGGUUGGAGAGACAACUCUCAUGGACAAGCUGUCUACCGGAGAAUGACCGAGCCCGAACUUUUAGGGAAGCUAUGUCAUGAAAGAAUCCGCGUAUUGAUCGACUCUGGCGAGUCGCUUUUGGAGAUGACAAAUGUCACGCUAGCGAAGAUAUGGCUUGACAUCGACACGGAGGCGACAGCUGCUGUGUUCUUUGACGGCGAGAACAAGGCCAUGAUUUUGACUCGAUCUGGGAGGAAGAUUCCCUUGCUAGCUUCACCAUUCGCAGAUGAUCUGAGUGGCUGUCUGGUUUAUCUGGACGAAUCUCACACCCGGGCCACAGACAUAAGUUCCCACCUAUGGUUCGGGGCGCAUUGA